Molecule: messenger RNA, 2838 nt
Organism: Papaver somniferum (opium poppy)
Lineage: Eukaryota; Viridiplantae; Streptophyta; Magnoliopsida; Ranunculales; Papaveraceae
Product: transmembrane 9 superfamily member 12-like
Exons: 2
Coding region: 444-2408 (654 amino acids)
Biological process (GO): protein localization to membrane
Cellular component (GO): membrane
Source: RefSeq, a predicted model, not a curated record
CGCAAACUAAGGGGACUUGAGCCUUAAACCGCAAAGAAUUGUCCGAAGAAUCGUUUUUGUGUUGGCCUUUUAUAGUUCAAUAGUGUCACACACGCAAACACCCCCUCUUAUAUCACGUUCGACUCACGGACCCUAUUCAUCCCAAUUUACAGUUGCAGAAGAAGCUCUUUGGGCUUGCUAGUUCUCCUCUUGGCGCCAUACGAUUGUUUCCAGGAUUCAUCCAGAAACGGUUUUGAAUCAUCUGCUAGAAUUUUUAUUCCGGAUCUCUUUGUAAUUUCAUUUGUGUAGAUCUGGAGAUCUCAGCUAUUUGGUGAAAUAUUUUAGUUGAAAUAGAUAAGUGUGUGCAAAUUCAUCUUGAAGUGAUUCAGAUCUGAAAUUGAUGAUAAUGCAUUUGGAUAUAUAACAGAGAUCGAGGGAUUUGUUUUCAUAUUGUUGUUCUGACAAUGGAGAAAGCUUCGUUGGCUCGUUUCUGUUGUCUGUUUGUUAUUCUGUUUGCUACCGUUUGUGAUGGAUUUUAUCUGCCUGGAACUUACAUGCACACAUACUCAAAUGGUGAACCAAUACUUGCGAAAGUUAAUUCCUUGACUUCAAUCGAAACAGAGCUUCCUUUUAGUUAUUACAGUCUUCCUUACUGCAAACCUCCGGGAGGGAUUAAGAAGAGUGCAGAAAAUUUGGGGGAACUUCUUAUGGGUGAUCAGAUUGAUAACUCUCCUUAUAGAUUUAAGAUGAAUCAGAAUGAAUCACUCUAUCUGUGUACAACGAGUCCGUUGAACGAGAAUGAGGUGAAGCUUUUGAAGCAAAGAACCCGUGAUCUGUAUCAGGUGAAUAUGAUCCUGGAUAAUUUACCAGCUAUGAGGUAUGCUACACAAAAUGGGAUCAAGAUCCAGUGGACAGGGUACCCAGUCGGGUAUGCACCUCCUCUAAGUAACGAAGAUUACAUCAUAAAUCAUUUGAAAUUUAAGGUAUUGGUUCAUGAGUAUGAAGGAAGUGGUGUGGUGUUACUUGGUACUGGAGAUGAAACCAUGGCUGUGGUUCAAGAGCCUGAAAAGAAGUUAAAUGGUUAUGAAAUUGUUGGGUUUGAGGUCAUUCCUUGCAGUAUCAAACGUGAUCCCGAGGCAAUGAAAAAGCUCAAGAUGUAUGACAUUGUUGAUCCAGUAAACUGUCCUGUCGAUCUUGAGAAGUCUCAAAUAAUCAGGGAGCAAGAGCAAGUUUCAUUUACUUAUGAGGUUGAAUUCAUGAAAAGUGAUAUUAGAUGGCCUUCGAGAUGGGACGCUUACUUGAAGAUGGAAGGAGCGCGUGUACACUGGUUCUCAAUCAUGAAUUCUCUGAUGGUUAUAUUCUUUUUAGCUGGUAUAGUCUUUGUUAUAUUCUUAAGGACAGUGAGAAGGGAUUUGACAAGGUACGAGGAACUGGACAAAGAAGCUCAAGCACAGAUGAACGAGGAGCUUUCUGGGUGGAAACUUGUAGUGUCAGAUGUCUUUAGAGAACCGACCUGCUCAAAGCUACUCUGUGUGAUGGUGGGAGAUGGAACCCAGAUUUUGGGGAUGGCUGUUGUAACCAUUAUAUUUGCAGCUCUUGGUUUCAUGUCCCCAGCUUCUCGAGGAAUGCUCUUGACUGGAAUGAUAAUUCUGUAUCUUUUCCUUGGUAUUGUUGCGGGUUAUGUUGGUGUUCGAUUAUGGAUAACUGUAAAGGGAACUACAGAAGGAUGGAGAUCAGUUUCCUGGUCUUGUUCGGUUUUCUUCCCGGGAAUAGUGUUCGUAAUUCUUACCGCAUUGAACUUCGUACUCUGGGGCAGCAAGAGCACUGGUGCCAUCCCAAUCUCCUUAUAUUUUAUACUGUUGUCUCUUUGGUUCUGCAUUUCUGUUCCUUUAACCCUUUUGGGAGGUUACCUUGGGACAAAAGCAGAACCCAUUACUUACCCUGUGCGAACAAACCAGAUCCCAAGAGAAAUCCCUGCACGAAAAUAUCCAUCUUGGCUUCUUGUACUUGGUGCUGGUACCCUUCCCUUUGGAACUCUCUUCAUCGAACUCUUUUUCAUUCUUUCAAGCAUCUGGCUUGGUAGGUUCUACUAUGUCUUUGGGUUUUUGCUCGUGGUCUUCAUCUUGCUUGUCGUUGUUUGUGCCGAAGUCUCUGUUGUCCUUACGUACAUGCACCUGUGUGUGGAGGACUGGCAGUGGUGGUGGAAAGCGUUCUUUGCCUCUGGUUCAGUCUCACUGUACGUAUUCAUGUACUCUAUCAACUACCUGAUAUUUGAUCUAAGGAGUUUGAGUGGACCUGUCUCAGCUAUGCUCUACCUUGGUUAUUCAUUGAUCAUGGCAAUCGCAAUCAUGUUGUCUACUGGCACCAUUGGUUUCCUGGUUUCCUUCUAUUUCGUUCAUUACCUUUUCUCAUCUGUCAAAAUUGACUAGAAGAUACUCAAAAGCAAAUAGGCAUGAAGAGAUAAGUCAGCCUUUCUCAUUUUUCCCUCCUCAUCUCUACAUUAGUCAUGCUUUUCUUUCUAUUUUAGCCUUUGCAGCAAAAGAUUUUAGAUUUUGAAAGCCUGUAGCUUAUUGUUCAUGGUGAAACAAUACUAAAGGUAAGGUAUGUGAAGGUCGCGGCUUUAGGUUAAUUUCAUCACCUUUUCCGUGCUCCAUGACGUUGAAGGUCUUGUUAUCUUUGUAGCUCUUCUCUCUAUUAUACAUACAUAGUGGUUGAGAUUUGGUUCUUGUUUGGCCUUCAUUUGGAUCAUAUAUAUAUAUAUCCUUGUUUUUUUUUUAAGCAGCUUAUCAUCAACAUUGUUAUUUGGAAACUUCUUGGCUUUCAUUUUUGUUUAAUUAUUCUUGUCAGUCUUUCUGUGUU